Cyanistes caeruleus (blue tit) is the source of this 1433-nucleotide messenger RNA. The record is from RefSeq and is a predicted model, not a curated record. Lineage: Eukaryota; Metazoa; Chordata; Aves; Passeriformes; Paridae.
CAGCAAAAGGGCGUCGGGAUGCACGAGCCGCUGGUGGACGCCGAGGGCUUUCCCCGCGCAGACAUCGACCUGUACCAAGUGCGCACCGCCCGGCACAACAUCAUCUGUUUGCAGAAUGAUCACAAGGCCCUGAUGAAGCAGGUGGAGGAAGCUCUGCACAAGCUGCACGCCCGGGAGAAGGAGAAACACGCCAAGGAUGAGGCGGAGGCCUUGGCCGAGGCCAUGAGCCAGAACCAGAGCCUGCCCCAGGCCUUUGCCAAAGUGAAUGCUGUGACCCCGGGCUCUCCCGCCAGCGUCUCGGGACUUCAAGUUGAUGAUGAGAUUGUGGAGUUUGGAUCUGUCAAUGUAAACAACUUCCAAAACCUGCAGAACAUUGCCACGGUGGUGCAGCACAGUGAGGGGAGGCCCCUGAGCGUGACUGUGAUCCGUGGUGGCAGAAGGGUGCACGUGGGGCUGACUCCAAAGCGCUGGGCCGGGAAGGGCCUCCUGGGCUGCAAUAUCAUUCCUUUACAAAGAUGACUGUGGCUUGGAGAACAAUAAAGCUGAAGCUUGUGCCUGCUUUCUGGACUCUGAUCUGGUUUGAAAACUUCCCUACGUGGUGUUGCUGUGACCUCUGGUGCCUGAAGGCUUCUGGCAGAACAGGGCCUGCCUGCAGUUCAGAAUUGCACUGAUUAUCAGGAGGAACCUGCAGAGCUGCAAGAUGUGGCUUCUCAUCUCUUCUACCUUCUAUCAAUUUAGAAUAAGGCUCUAGAGAGACCCAAAUCUCACUUGAUACACGUUCCAAAGAGCUUGAAAGGCUCUUGUUUGGUGAUAACAGAGCAUUCUUUUUUCCUCUCCUUUAAAACUCCUGAGUAUCAUGUAAUAUAUGCUAAAAAGUCCUAGAGCACUUUUUGAUGCCUGUCAUAGUAGAUUACAGGCAAGAGAUAUGCAAGUUUGAUACUUCAUCUUCCCCACGUUGCCACAACUUGUAAAGUCAGUGAACAUACUGAAAAGAUUUUUGGAAUGCCCAGUUAUUUUAACACAAUAAGGAAUAGGGGUUAUAAUUCUACUUUUGGAACUUGUAGUAGUUUAUGUAGUCAUUAUAAAAACACUCCUAAUCUUGGCUUCUCUAUUUCCUUUUAAUUUUUUAUGAAUUAGUUUAUUUGCAGGAGUUGAUUUUGGGGUGGUUUCCUGGUUCCAGCCAGGACAGGGUUUACCUUUUUGUGCCUCCCAUUCUUCUCUCCAUCCUGCUGCAGGAGCAGAGGGGGAGUGGGUGAGGGGCACAUGGUCUGGGGUGUUUUUCAGUUGGAACAUUAAAUUGGGGAAUACCAUUCAUAAACCACAACAGGUGCAUGAACUGUUUGAAGGGAUUCCAGGAAUGACUGGUUUGUUUGAAACUUAUUUCCAGUUGAAUUUCAAAAUAGUCUCCCAAAACAAUAAAACUGAGUAUUGCU